AUGGCUCACGCACGCGCGUAUUACGGUUCAACGUACCCUGCGGGUUCGGUUUACGACGUCAUCUCAGGCCAAGACGCAAACCUCCAAUUCAUAACCAACAUCGUCAUCUACCAGGUACCCCUCACCAUCUUCGAAACAGCAACAGCAACCGAUACCGUAACUGCCACCGAAACUAUCACAAACACCGCAACCGAGACCUCGACAAUCACCGAACAAACCACAAUUUUCACAGCCACAUCCCCCGUUAUCGCUAUCCCCACAUUCACCGUCUAUGCCAUCGGCGGCGAUAACAGCGGAAACCCCAUCGCGGACGCCAGCGUCUACAUCCCCAACACCACCGGAAACGAGGCUGGUCUCUCGCCCGUCCUGCAUUUUACCACAGUAGACAACAACAAGCUACAAGUCCUCAAUGGGCCAUAUGCUGGCUCUGUCGGCAAGACCAACCCGAAUGUCGGGGCAACUGAAGCCUAUAAAUGA
Molecule: messenger RNA, 477 nt
Organism: Alternaria ethzedia
Lineage: Eukaryota; Fungi; Ascomycota; Dothideomycetes; Pleosporales; Pleosporaceae
Exons: 4
Coding region: 1-477 (158 amino acids)
Source: RefSeq, a predicted model, not a curated record